GGAGCCGCUGCUGUUUGGCGACAGAGGAAGCGCUCAGCUGCUGUUGUUGUUGUGGCCCGUUGCGGAAGCGAAUCAUGGAGUAAAGUUGUCCUGAUUGAAACGACCAGAGAUCCUUAAAUCCCCCGCGGAGAGGACAGAGGCAGCGCCGGCAGCAUGUUUAAGGGCUGGAGCUCAUGGCUGGGCGCAGAGUCUGAAGAGAAUGAGCAGAAAACGGACAAACAGGAAACAGCAGAGAAGCAAAACAUCAACACAGAGACUGAAGAAACUCAACACAUCCUACAGCAGGCCAAAGGACUCAGCGGCUUCAUUCUGAACUUUGCGAGUAGCGCGUCUAAGAAGAUAUCCGAGUCUGUGGCGGAAACAGCGCAAACUAUCAAGAAAACGGUGGAGGAGAGCAACAUCGACGGCAUCAUUGACAAGACCAUUUUGGGAGAUUUUCAGAAGGAGCAGGAAAAAUUUGUCCAAGAGAAAAAUGCAAAGAAAACAGACGCCGCGGUGCCGCCCUGGGUUGGAUGCAACGAGGAGGAAACCAUUCAGCAGCAGAUACUCGCUUUAUCCGCUGUGAGCUUUUCGUCCAUAUUUAAACAAUUACUGAUUCUGAUUCUGAUAAGUGAACCUGUAUUUUGCUGCUUCACAGAGACCAUCAGACCGAAAACACCGCCUGUGGCCAUCAGCGCUAAAGCCAAGGCUAGCGAGGAAGAGGAAGACAUCUCCACCAGCCCCGGCGUGUCUGAGUUCGUGAGCGACGCGUUCGACGCCUGCGAUAUAAACCAGGAGGAUCUGAGGAAAGAGAUGGAGCAGCUGGUGCUGGAUAAGAAAGACGAAGAGACGGCCGACUGGGAGAAGGAGCUGCAGCAGGAGCUUCAGGAGUACGAGGUGGUCGUCGACCCGGAAAAUCGCGAGGAUAACUGGGACCGUGAGAUUGAGGAGAUGCUGCAGGACGACAGCUGAAGCGUGACAGCGCCUCCUCUGGUGUGGAGGACGCACUGCUGUGCCUCAGCGCUCAAAUGAAGAAAUCAGCAGGACGUUUCUACCAUUUCAUCAAUCUGACCGGACUGAAAUAUCAGGAUUUCCUAUAAGAAUGCUUAAUAAAUGCGAUGUUUAGCAGUAGAGGCAUUCGGUGAGGUGCCAACAUGCACAGAACUAAGAUCAUAAUUACUGAGAACACAUAAAUCAGGUUUAACUUUUCUUUCUGACUAAUUUCUGCCACAAUUUCUUCCUUCAGAGGUGUACAAGCGAACCGAAACUCAAAAAGCUGAACGGUUGUAGAGCUCCAACACUUAUAAGCGCACAUAAACUCGUGUGAAGGCAACUGUUUUAAUGGCUUCUCAUUCCUUUAUUUGUUUUUGAUUGCCGGUUUGAUAUUAGUGCUCUGAUCAUCGUCUGGCAGGUUUUGGUGAAGAUGAAAUCAAAUUGAAUUCCAUAUCUGUUUAUUCAUUCAGUGUAUACAUGUUUGUAAGGUGAGAGGUGUAAUAUAACUUUGUGUUUUUUCAACUUGCACCUUGUCUUAUUACUUUAAAGAUGAUUUCGUUGCAGUAAAUAAAGUCUAAAAUCCUCUCUUUUCUGGUUUCUCCUUUAGUUUAAUACACUGUGCUACAUGCUAUAAUAAUGCAGUUA
Sinocyclocheilus anshuiensis is the source of this 1617-nucleotide messenger RNA. Its product is annotated as synapse-associated protein 1-like. Bases 154 to 951 code for a protein of 265 amino acids. Lineage: Eukaryota; Metazoa; Chordata; Actinopteri; Cypriniformes; Cyprinidae. The transcript has 8 exons. The record is from RefSeq and is a predicted model, not a curated record.